AUGGCUCCGCGCGGGAACCAGAGUGAUGGCACUACGGAGUUUGUCCUGGCGGGCUUCCCGAAUCUCAACAGCACAGGAGCGGAAGUGUUCUCCACGUUCCUUUUCAUUUACCUGUUGACUCUCACGGGCAACAUGUUGAUUGUGGGGGUGGUGGGAGCGGAUCAUCGCCUGCAGACGCCCAUGUAUUUCUUCCUGGCUAACUUGUCCUGCCUAGAGAUUCUAAUCACGUCUGUCAUCAUUCCGAAGAUGCUGAGCAAUUUCCUGUCGAGGCGGCACACCAUUUCCUUCGCUGCCUGUAUCACACAGUUCUACUUUUACUUCUUUUUGGGGGCCUCCGAGUUCCUACUGUUGGCCGUCAUGUCUGUGGAUCGCUACCUGGCCAUCUGCCGUCCUCUGCGCUACCCCUUGCUCAUGAACGGAGCCGUGUGUUUUCAGGUGGCCUUGGCCUGCUGGGUGGGGGGUCUCCUCCCUGUGCUUGGCCCCACGGUGGCUGUGGCCUUGCUUCCUUUCUGCAAACCAGGUGCUGUGGUGCGGCACUUCUUCUGUGACAGCGGACCCUUGCUGCAUCUGGCAUGCACCAACACCACGACACUGGAGGAGGCAGACUUUAUCCUGGCCUUUCUUGUCAUCGUAUCCUCUCUCGCCGUUACUGCUGCGUCCUAUGGCCACAUAGUCCUGGCCGUCCUGCGCAUCCCCUCCGCUUCGGGUCGGCAGAAGGCUUUCUCCACGUGCACCUCCCACUUGAUGGUGGUAACCCUCUUCUACGGGAGCGCCAUUUUCCUCUAUGUAAGGCCAUCCCAGAGUGGCUCUGUGGAUACGAACUGGUCAGUAACCGUGAUAACAACGUUUGUGACCCCUCUGCUGAAUCCAUUUAUCUAUGCCUUGCGCAACAAUCAAGUCAAGGAAGCUUUGAAAGAGAUGUUCGGAAAGGCGGUCGCGAGGCUUUUAGAACAGUCUUUGCUUGGGGACAGUUUGAGAAAGAAGACAGUCCGUUGAAAGUGAGGGGACUCAGUCUCGGGCGCACACAUCUCCACUGCCAGCUUUUCCUUCAUCGUGAGGAGCUUCAAGGAGACCAAGCCUACAUUCCUCUUUCAGGCAGAAUGAGUUGACUCCACCUUAUGCCUCGUAAUGACAAGUCAUACUAUUUUCAAUUUUCUAUUAAUUACGUGCCUAUAUGGGGGACAUGGGGUAUGCCCACGAGAGACUAGGAGUAAGGCAGAUAUUCUCUGGUAGGUGGGCAGGGAUAGGGGCCACCGCUAGGCAACAAAGGUGGCCGACUUCCAACAUGGCCAGCUUACCCUUUUUCUUAUCCUCCUGAUCUAUUACAAAAACCUGGCAGUUUAAAACAAAGGCCUGGUCACAGGAAGUGGUGGCACAUGCCUUUAAUCCCAGCACUUUGGGAGCAGAAGCAGACAGAUUUCUGAGUUCAAAGCCAGCCUCAUCUACAGCGUGAAUUCCAGGACAGCCAGGACUAUACAGAGAAACCCUGUUCGGAAAAACCAAAAAAUAAACAAAACAACGGCCUGGAGGUCAAUCAACUUUCUUCAAACUGAUCUCCC
Molecule: messenger RNA, 1559 nt
Organism: Apodemus sylvaticus (European woodmouse)
Lineage: Eukaryota; Metazoa; Chordata; Mammalia; Rodentia; Muridae
Product: olfactory receptor 6S1
Exons: 1
Coding region: 1-996 (331 amino acids)
Biological process (GO): G protein-coupled receptor signaling pathway
Cellular component (GO): membrane
Molecular function (GO): G protein-coupled receptor activity; olfactory receptor activity
Source: RefSeq, a predicted model, not a curated record